AUGGCCGCUGCUUCUGCAGUGAAGUACAGCUCAGUAUCAUGCAAUUAUUCGGAAUGGCAUUUUGACGUAAUUCUUUUCGAGGACGGAGAGCAUCAACAUCCAGCAACGACAGUCAGGGCUAAAGAAGCUUACUUCGCCGAGUUAUUCAAUUCGGUGUCAAGACGUCUCUCACUGCUCCAAGUUGGACGUUUUGUCUUCAUCAGGCAUGGAUUUGAAACGCUGUCACAAGCACAAAGCAAAUCACUUUUUCGGACGACUCGGAGGGUACCCACCGUACAUGAAGUACAUGCGAAUUGGAAAUCAUCCCUGGCAAGUUCCUUUGCAACCCGCACACGCGACAAAGAUGCUAUCAUAAUACUGACACGACGGACUCUCAACCAUCUCAACGGAGAUGAUGCCAAUGGCUUCUCUGUGAAGGGCGGUAUUUGCACGGCCGACAAUAUUUCGUUGGUGAAAGACGACGGUGUGUUCGGUGCGGUGAACCUACUUGUAAAGAUAUUUUUGCACGCGGCAGGCGUAGAUUUUGACGGUUUUGGGGCUGCCAUUGGAUGCCCAGCCAACCAAGGAUACCUCAUGGGAGGAAAAAAACUGCAUCUUCCUUUACAGUUCUCACGUUGUAGCAUGUCUCUUGUGCAUGCAGCAUUAAGACAGCUGAAGUGCAUCAAAAGCAGGAUGGGCAGUAAGGUGGGCCAUGCUAUACCGAUGCCACCAAAGAUGUCAAGAGACGCAUAUUGUUCAGCAUUAGGCUCCAGGUCUUGCGAUGAUCGAGGAAUGGACAAAUUAGAACACAAGCGUCCCGAAAAAUAUGAGUGCUUUGUUUACUGCUGCAAAGGCUUCUAUAACAUGUUUGAAAAGGUCGCACCUGAUGGACUGAAAUGUGGCGAUGAUUGUUUCAACUAUAAGGACAAGAGGUGUAUCAACGGACAAUGCAAACGUAUAAGUUAACCAGAUGUGAUACCAAGCACACGUUCUCCUACAAAGAAGACAAUAUGGGGGAAAUAUACAAUAAAUAAACUGCUUAUGCGCAGUGUGCAUUGAG
Dermacentor silvarum is the source of this 1039-nucleotide messenger RNA. RefSeq lists its product as uncharacterized. The transcript has 11 exons. Gene Ontology annotation, molecular function: metallopeptidase activity. Bases 1 to 945 code for a protein of 314 amino acids. The record is from RefSeq and is a predicted model, not a curated record. Lineage: Eukaryota; Metazoa; Arthropoda; Arachnida; Ixodida; Ixodidae.